AUGGCGGCAUUUGUACCAUCAGAGGACCAUAUACGGCAUUGCAUGUUGUUUCAUUUUCACGCUGGUUUGAACGCAGCUGCUGCGACUAGAAAAAUUUGCGAUACGUAUGGCGAAGUGUUGGAAGUUAACAAGUGUCAAAGUUGGUAUAGAAAAUUUGCCGCAGGUGAUUAUGACCUUAAUGAUAUGCCGCGAAGUGGCCGACCCGUACAGUUCGACGAAGACGCGCUGAAGUCGCUAGUGGAAGCAGAUCCGAGAUUGACCAUACAGGAAUUAUCGAGAAGCCUACAAUCAACCUGGUCAACCGUACAAAGACACUUACAUCAAAUUGGCAAAAAGUGUAGACAAGUUGUUUGGACUCCACAUGAAUUAAGCGAAAGCAAUAAGGACCAGCGACGAACAAUUUGCACAUCUUUAUUGACGAGACUGAACUCAGAUCCAUUUUUAAACAGGAUCGUAACUGGUGACGAAAAGUGGAUCCUGUACGAUAAUGUAAAACGCUCUAGACAGUGGCUUUCAGCAAAUCAGGCGCCAAGACCGACAUCAAGACCAACAUUGACAAUGAGGAAGGUUUUACUCUCAAUUUGGUGGGAUUGCAGUGGAAUCAUACACUUCGAGCUAGUGAGAGCAGGCAAAACGAUAACAGCAGACUCAUAUUGUUCACAAUUGGAACGACUUCAAUCAAAGCUAAUUGAAAAACGGCCAGCUCUAAUCAAUAGAAGAGGAGUCAUUUUGCAACGUGACAAUGCCCGCCUCACACAGCAAGAAUCACGCAAGAAAAAAUAA
This is a messenger RNA of Hermetia illucens (black soldier fly), 783 nucleotides long. Its product is annotated as histone-lysine N-methyltransferase SETMAR-like. The transcript has a single exon. The record is from RefSeq and is a predicted model, not a curated record. The coding region runs from base 1 to 783 and encodes 260 amino acids. Lineage: Eukaryota; Metazoa; Arthropoda; Insecta; Diptera; Stratiomyidae. Gene Ontology annotation, molecular function: nucleic acid binding.